Messenger RNA from Morus notabilis, 1967 nucleotides. RefSeq names its product riboflavin biosynthesis protein PYRD, chloroplastic. Gene Ontology annotation, biological process: riboflavin biosynthetic process. Gene Ontology annotation, molecular function: zinc ion binding; diaminohydroxyphosphoribosylaminopyrimidine deaminase activity. The record is from RefSeq and is a predicted model, not a curated record. The transcript has 4 exons. Lineage: Eukaryota; Viridiplantae; Streptophyta; Magnoliopsida; Rosales; Moraceae. Bases 536 to 1825 code for a protein of 429 amino acids.
CAACUGUUCGUGGAUUUAACUCAAUUAUUAUCCAACCACAAAUCCAUACAGAACUAAGCACAAAAAAAAUAAAAUAAAAUAAAUUCAACAUCUUCAGACAAUUUAGCAGCGGCAGCCAAGCCCUUCUCGAAUUUACUGGCAAGGUCGCGAACUGAGUGAGAGCCGUUUCUGCUGCUGCAACAUCUGUGCAGUCUCGCGCGCAACAACCUUUCUCAUUGAUAGCAUUAAAAAAAAAUCCUAGUAAAAAAUAAACAAGAAUUUUCCAUCCCCAGCCAUCGUUCCCUCAGGCUUUCUGCCAUGGCGAGCAACGUAGCCAGGUCUGCUUCUGAGCCGAUUUCAAGCAACUUGUAAGCCAAAGCUCAUCCAUGGUUUUCAGGACCGGUAUCGAUAACUGAUUCCAGAAUUUCAUUCCAGAUCUAAUAGUCUCAAAACAAAGAAAACGAAAUGCGAACCAAAAUGGCUCUUUGCUUCCCUAGCUGCUUCUUUCAAUAACUAUUUUCUCCAAAUUGUAAAACUUAUCAUCGUUUUUGAUAAAAUGCAAGUCCAAAGACUCUCACUUCCAAACACGCUCUCUCCAUCCAUUUGUUCACACUUUCUCUCACCUGCACGCAAACCAAUGACCAAACUUUUAAUGUGCAAUCCAAAUUUCAUAUCUGGGUUUUGCAAUCCCCUCAAAAGGGUCUCCAAGUCACCAAUUAGUUUGCGAAACAGUGGUGGCUUGGUUGGGAUAAGGUGUGGGGUGGUUGAAGAAGGAAGUCGCAAUGAUGAUGCGGUUUAUAUGAGGAGGUGUGUGGAGAUUGCAAGGAAGGCUAUUGGGUGUACCAGCCCCAAUCCGAUGGUGGGUUGUGUUAUUGUCAAGGAUGGGAAGAUUGUUGGUGAAGGCUUUCAUCCUAAAGCUGGCCAGCCUCAUGCUGAGGUAUUUGCUCUUAGAGAUGCAGGAGAUUUGGCAGAGAAUGCAACAGCAUAUGUAAGCUUAGAGCCAUGUAAUCACUAUGGCAGAACUCCACCAUGUACUGAAGCUCUAAUCAAAGCCAACGUGAAAAGAGUGGUAGUCGGAAUGGUCGAUCCGAAUCCGAUUGUAGCAUCAAAAGGGUUGGAUAAACUGAGAAAUGCAGGAAUUGAAGUUACUGUAGGUAUAGAAGAAGAUCUAUGCAAGAGCUUGAACGAGUCUUUCAUCUGUCAAAUGUUGACGGGGAAGACUUUUCUCACGCUUCGAUACUCCAUCUCAGUCAAUGGUAAAAUUGUAGAUCAGAUUGGCGAAGGAGCUGUGGAGUCCGGUGGGUACUACUCGCGAAUGUUACAGGAAUAUGAUGCUGUUAUAGUAUCUUCCGCCUCAAUAACUGAAAAGUUUUCAAUACCUACUUCCCAAGAACCUGGAGCCAAUCAACCCCUUUGCGUCGUAGCAGCUAGUAAUCAUAGUUCUUCAAUCAAAAUCUCUGAUUUGCCCGCAGAAGCUGCUGCUAGGAUGAUAAUCUUCAGUGACAAAGAGAGUAAACUCGAGCCAAAACUCUCUGAGAAAGGCAUCGAAACCGUAGUCCUGGAUCAGAUAAGUUUAGAUGCUAUUCUCGAAUAUAGUAAGCGCCAAGGAUUUUGCAGUGUCUUGCUGGAUUUAAGGGGGAGUAUAGAUGAUAUUAAAGAGCUACUUCAAGAGGGUAUUGAGAAAAAUUUGUUGCAAAAAAUUGUGGUAGAAGUAGUGCCCAUGUGGGUUGAAGGUGAUAGUAAGAAUUCUUUUUUUGGAUUGAAGAGCUUGGAUAAAGUAAUAGACAUAAAGAACUUGAAGCCUAAAGUCUCAGGUCAGAGUGUUUUGCUGGAGGGAUAUUUUUGAGUGAUUGGAAAAAAGGCGUUUUGGCCAAUUUAUACAACAUUUUCUUUAAGCCAGCUUUGCUUUGUUUAGUUAGCUUUUUUUUUCCUCUCUCUCUAGAAUCAAUUAUCUCUUAUAAUUAGGUGGCGAGUUUCAACAAACAAUC